Molecule: messenger RNA, 951 nt
Organism: Psylliodes chrysocephalus
Lineage: Eukaryota; Metazoa; Arthropoda; Insecta; Coleoptera; Chrysomelidae
Source: the annotation of a GenBank genome assembly
AUGGCUGAAAGUGAAUUGCUUGUGUUUACAGCCGAGCUAAAUAAAUUAAAAGAGAAUGAAUUAAUCGAUAUAAUUUUGACUCAGAAGAUGCCAGCUUCAGUGUCUAAUGUGCAACUACUGAAGUAUGUAUCGGGAAAAAGUGAGAAAUUAAUAAAUAGUGACUCUGACAAAUUACAUGCCAGUCAUGUGAGCAUAACCUGUGAGCAAUGUGAAAAGCGUAUGGAGAAAAUUGAAUUUAUGAAUAGUGAACUUAACAACGUAAGUAAACUCUCUUUUCAUCUUGAAAAACGAACUCAGGAGCAAGCAGACUUGAUUUUUUUACUAAAACAACAACAUUCUUCAUUUAAUCCAAAUAAUUCAACAACGGUACCAGUUACUCCAUCUACCAGUUUUGAGAAUAAACCUUUAUACAGGAAUGAAAAGAUUCCGUCUUCAUCGAUAAAUUUCGAUAAAAACUUGGAUACAAAUGUAGGUACAAGCACGACUCAGCAAAAACUAAUCAAUCGGAUUCAAAAAACAAACAACACAAACCCAGAGCAAAAAAUGAUAGCCGAUAAGUCAACAAAUAAUAUCGAUGGAAAUAAAAAAGGGCAUUCCGUUGGGAAUCACCUCAAUUUUAAUAAAAAUAGACAAACACGACUAAUUGGUAGCAAUGAUGCUCCAACUUUUAAAACAAUACCGAGACAGGGUCACGUGCAUGUGUCUCGUAUCAGUGCAGAUAUGUCCUCGGCUGACUUAAUAAAUAUAUUGAACAAAACAGCUCCUAAUAUUAAGUUUUGUAGCGAAGAGUGGAACAGAACGGAAAAAACUUCGACUUACAAAGUAUCGUUUCCACUAGACAAUUUAAAUGAUGUUUACAUUCCUACAAUCUGGCCUAAAGGUGCAGCGGUUAAAAGAUUUCAUUUCAAGAAAAAUUUUCUUCGAGGGGAAUCAACGGAGCAACAAACCUAG